AUCGCUUGGUAUCGGGAGACGAAUAGAACACCAGAACCGGCGAAAGAGACGACUUCGGAGCACGCACUUUGAGUGGGAUUUUACGCAGACAGCUAACUAAGGCCGGGAACAGCCGAAGUACUCCGCGCCGUGCCUCUACGAGCCUUAAACGAUUUCGCUUAUACAACGAGCACCAACGCUCCCGCUGAAGAGAAGCGCUUUCUCCCACCCGUGCUUCGCUGCUGCUCGCACUUUACGCCAAAAUGGCCAGCCAACACCUGGCUAAUCUGUCCUACGCGUGGGAGACGUACAUCGAAUCCAGGACGCACGGAGCCGAUCCACAGGUCAAUCUGCAGCAUCUGGAGCAUUUCCUGGGCCUCUUCCACGCCGCCCGACACCUCCAGAGCCUGGAAAACGGGGAUGACGUGAAAUUCUGCUCGGACAUGAGUGGUGCCAGUAACACCCUGGCCCGAGAGUUCCUGACAGAUGUGCACCAGCUGUGCAGCACAGUGGCCCAGCGGGCGGAGGAGGAGGAGGAGGAGGAGAGUCACAUGGCGGCGCUCGGGGAGUACCUGGUCAGGGGGCGGGGUUUCCUCCUGCUCAGCACCCUGGAGUCCGUUAUCGACCAGGAGGUGACCUGCAGGGAGGAGCUGCUGACGCUGCUGCUGUCCCUGCUUCCGCUGGUGUGGAGGAUCCCUGUCCAGGAGGAGAAGACCCGCGAUUUCACCCUUCCCUCCCUCGUGGAUGUUUUGGUCAGCCGGGAGGGAAAGGCCAGUCCUCUGAGAGCGGGACAGGAGAGGGACGGCUCAGACACUCAGGAUUCGGGGAGGCGCUCCUGUGGCAGCUGGAAGGCGCGGCGGCAGCGGCGGGCCGCCCAGCGCUACUCCGUCAGAGAUGCUCGCAAGUCCCAGCUGUCCAGCUCAGACUCCGACGCUGAAUCAGAAGACAAGUCCGCCGGCCCGGGGUCAAAACACCGGCGGGCCCACGGUGUGAGCCUGCAGGCCGGCGGCCAGAACCAGCAGCCGGAGGUCCCACUGCCUGCGCAGCCGCCCGCCGCGGACGCCAUGAGCGCCCUGGAGAAAGCCGAGCGCCACCCGCGGCUCUUCAGCUCCCGGGUCACGGACUCUGAGGCGCCGACGGACCCCGCCGCCCUUUCCGUCUUCAUCCGCGCUGACAACUCGCCCUUCGACCUGUGCCGGGUCCUGCUGUCCCUGCUGGAGAAGGUCUGCAAGUUCGACACGUCGCUCAACCACAACCCGGCGCUGGCCGUCAGCGUGGUCCCCACGCUCACGGACAUGCUGACGGAGUUCGGGGACUGCUGCGGGCCCGGCGGGGGCGGGGCCGGGGGCGGGGCCGACCUGGCCGGGGGGUGGACCGAGGAGCCCAUCGCCCUGGUCCAGAGGAUGCUUCUGCGCACCGUCCUGCACCUCAUGUCGCUGGGUGCGGGUCAGGGGGAGGCCCCGCCCGACCGCCUGCGCCAGAACCUGACAGACUUGCUGCGGGCCACCCUGAAGAUCCGCGCCUGCCUGGAACGGCAGGCCGACCCCUUCGCCCCACGCCCCAAGAGGACCCUUCAGGAGGUCCUGGAGGACUUCUCUUUCUCCCGGUACCGGCACCGGGCCAUGCUGCUGCCGGACCUGCUGGAGGGCGUGUUGCAGAUCCUGCUGAGCUGCCUCCAGUCCUCCGCCGCCAACCCCUUCUUCUUCAGCCAGGCGGUGGAGCUGCUCCAUGAGUUCGUGCGGCACAGAGGCCUGGAGCUUUUGGAGGCCGGGGUGCUGCGGCUGGAGGCUCUGGGCUGCCGGGACCCAGCGGUGAGCGGCGAGGCUGCGGACCGAGCCCGGGAGCUAGUGGGGGGCGUGACGCGCAUCGUCAGCGCCGUCAAGAAAGUCAAGGCCGAGCAGCUGCACCAGUCGGUCUGCGCGAGGCGCCGGCACCGCCGCUGCCAGUACUCCCACUUCCUGCACCACCACCGCGACCUCUCGGGGCUCCCUGCGUCCGCCUUCCGGCAGGCCGCCCCCCGCGGCCCCUUCGAGGAGGAGGAGGGUGAGGAGGACGCGGCUAAGGGCACGGAGGCGGCCUACCCCGAGCGCUGCUGCUGCCUGGCCGCCUUCGCCCACCAGUGCCUCCGCCUCCUGGAGCGGCUCCCGCCCGGGGGCUCCACCUCCCUGCAGGUCCUGGCCGGGCUGCAAGCGGUGGGCGUGUGCUGCUGCAUGGACCCCCGCUCGGUGGUGGGGCCGCUGCUGCACGCCUUCCGCGCCCCGGGCCUGCGCAGCUACCAGGCCCACGUCCUGGCCAUCCUCGGCCGGCUGCUGCUGGAGCAGCUGGGCGGGGGGCGGCUGUCCGAGAGGGCCAGGCAGGCCUCCUGUAACAUCUGUGAGGCGGACGGCGGCCAUCUUCCCCGCCCGGACGACGACGCCCCCGCGGGCGACGGCGACCCCGUCCCCGCCUCCUCCUCCCCGAGCCCGUCCUGCCGCCCGCAGGGCAUCCUGCCGAACCGGGGCGCGGAGGACGCCCUCUUGAAGUGGGCCGCCCUGGAGGCCUACCGGGACCUGGCGUUCGGCGAGGACCGGCAGCUGAGCCUGCAGAUCGCGGGGCACGUGUGCCACCUCGCCCUCCGGGGCAACGCGGCGGUGCAGUGGCAGCUCUACACCCGCAUCUUCAGCCCCGCGCUGCAGAGGGGCGUGGAGCUGGCACACCGCGCCCACGAGGCGGCCGUCUCCUCCGCCUCAGCUCCGGCCUGCAGCUCCGGCGGCCAGUCCCUGCCUGUCGAGGUGCUGCAGGUCUACCUGCAGGCACUGCCCGCGCUCCUCAAGUCCAGACUGAUCCGGGACCUGCUGCUGAGCUCCAACGGUCUGAACCAGGUGAUAGAGCUGCUGUACCUGGACCAGGUGCGCUCGCCCGCGCUGAGGGUGUUCGAGACGCUAAUCCUGACCCUGGAGGCAGAGAAGGACGGCGCGCAGGAGCAGGGGGGCGAGGAGCGGGAGGCGGAGCCGGAGCUGUGGGCGCGCGGCAGUGGCGACGGCCCGCAGAGCCUCAGCAAGUUCUACGAGGGCCUGCGGGUGGCCUGCCCCCGGCAGAGAGGAAAGGGAGGGGCGUCCCACAGCGCGGGCGGGGCGCACCUCAACGCCAUCAACCUCUUCCUGUGCGUGGCCUUCCUCAGCGUGAGCAAGGAGGCCGACUCGGACCGCGACUCGGCCAACGACUCGGAGGACACCUCGGGCUACGACAGCACGGCCAGCGAGCCGCCGGGCGCCCGGCCGCCCCGCCCUCCGGCGGACGGCGUGGCGGCGCCCCCGCGGGAGCAGGCGCGGCGGGCGGCGGACGUGUGGUCGGCGUGCCGCCGCCUCUGCCUCUCCAGCGCCGCGUUCCAGCGGCAGCUCCACAGGCUGGGCGGCCUGGAGGUCUGCUCCCGCCUGGCCACCAUGGUCAUCCAGAAGCUGGCCUUCAGCACCAGGGGUGGCGAAGCCGGGAAGAAGGGCGAGGCCGAGGGCGGGACCGGUCUGCCCCGCCAGGGCUCCUCUGGCCCCGCCCCAGACAAGCUGCGGGGUGGGCCUCUUCUUUCCGAGUGGCAGGCCAGAAGAUCCACGCAUGACCUCACCCCUGUUUCUCGUUUGGGGCCAGGUACGGAUGAGCAUGAGAGUAGCGCGAGAAAACCCUUUUUUGCUUUUGAGAGGAGUCGUGCCUGCGGAGGUGUUGGAAGUCCGGAGGUGUCGCUCCCCGCGGCGAGGGGGAAGGAGACAGAUUUGUCAUCCCUCAGCCCAGCUCCUGACACCUCUGAUGCCAGCGUGAAUGGCACUGCUGGCUGGCAAAGAGGAGCUGGCGAUGAGCGGAAUGCGAAGGUUCGCCCGAAACGGGCACGGGUCUGUAAGGACGCUGUGGGCUCCUGUGACGCCUGUCCUUUCUCUCCGCAGCAGAAGCUGCACUCCAGCGGUGAGGCGGGGCCUCUGGCGGAGAACUCCUCGCAGGACGCGGACGAGCCCGAGGACUGUGUUCUGCGGCUCCCGGGGGAGGAGGGCUACGAGGCCGACAGCGAGAGCAAUCUGGAGGGGGCCGCCAGCCGCGAGGAAGGCGCCGAAGCGGAGGCGGACCCCUCGGGCGAACGAGCGUUUGGGGCGGAGGCGGAGGGCCCCGGCCGCCGCGUGCUGCAGUACCCUGAGAUCUGCAGCAUGGAGCUGCUGCUGCUGUCGUCGGGGGCCCCCGACCCCGAAGUGCUGGCCCACGUCUUCCGCAGCCUUCUGGAGGCGGUCCGCGACAACCCCCGCAACGCCACGCUGCUAUACCAGCAGGGCACAGUGAAGACCAUUUUGGGAGGGUUUCGGACCAUCCUCAGCCAAUCGGACUCCUCCUCGGAAGCGUGCCAGGCUGUGCUGGUGGAGCUGCUGGUUGCCAUGGUGAGCGUUCGCAUCACGGCCGAGGAGCUGGCCCUGCUCGUCCAGCUGUUUCUGGAGAAGACGCCACCGACGGAGAUUCUGCUGAACGGGAUGCUCCGGAUCGUUGAGGCCAACAUGGACAUGGAGCCGCUGCAGUUCCUGUCUUUCCCCCUGAUGCCUAGCGCCUCCAGCCCCAGCGGGCUCUCUCCGGGGCCCAGGCAGAACAGGCCGGCGGGGGGCAAGGCCUCGGGGACGCCGUGGAGGGGCAAACUCUCCCCCGGGCGGAGAGAGGCGGACGGAGAGGGGCCCGGCCACCAGCUGACCUCUUCCUGGCUGGUAGCGCCCAUACACCUUCCCCUGGUGGGGCAGAACUGCUGGCCGCACAUGGCAGACGGAUUCAGCACCUCACUCUGGCUGAGGGCCCAGGUCAGCACUGAAGAGGAGAGCCCCGUCGACAAGGGCAAGAGGCAGAAGAGGAGGUCGGGAGUCCUUCGGGACAGCAGCGUGGACAGUAUAGGUACAGCAGCACCUCUCACGCAUGAUUCCCAGGGUGGCAGCCUGCACAUCAUCUCCAUGGGCUCCAAGGCCCUGAUGCUGCAGGUGUGGGCGGACCUCAGCACUGGAGCCUUCACGUUCAGGAUUUGUGUCGACCCGAACGACGACGUGAAGGCGGGCCUGCUGGCCCAGGCCGAGUCCCCGAAGGGCCUGCUGCAGCCGGGGCGGUGGCAGCACCUGGCGUUCACUUACACCCAGCAGCCCGAGGGCAAGAAGCACGUCCACGGCAAGCUGGCGCUCUGGGUGUGUGGCGUGAGGAAGUGCGAGGUCUCUCUGGACUACACCCCUCCCAGGAGGUCCAGCCUCUCGGCAGACAGCAACAGGACCGUCUGCAUGCUGGGCCAUUGCGCGUACUCGCUGGAGGAGCUGAGCAGGCUGGGGGGUUGCUGGGACAUCGGCAGCCUGCUCCUCUUCAACGGCUCCAGGAUCGGCCCGGAGGAGGCCUUCUACCUGUACGCCAGCGGGCCGGACUUCACCUCCAUCAUGCCCUGCAAGUACGGCAAGCCCGGUGACAACUUCUCGAAGUACGUGACACGGGAGGGGUUGCAGUGCGACCAGGUGCGGGAGCUGCUCAUGAAGAACAAGGAGGUGGACACUGGACCCCUUAUAGAGAGCCUGGCCGUGGUGUACGCCCCCAGCUGCCCGGGCCAGUACACCAUCUAUGAGCCCAUCAUACGCCUGAAGGGGCAGACCAAGAUGGUGGCCACCCAGAGGCCCUUUAGCUCCAAGGAGGUGCAGAGCGCCGCGCUGGAGCCGCAGUCCCUGAGAGCCCUGCGCCCCGCCGAGCCGCAGGGGCUGCAGAGCGUCCUCCACAAAAUCGGGGGGACGGGCACCUUCGUCUUCCUCUUCGCCAGGGCUGUGGAGCUCAGCGACUGCGAGAGGACCCAGGCCCUGGCCCUGCGGGUGCUGCUGUCACUGGUCAAGUACAACCAGCACCGCGUCCACGAGAUGGAGAGCUGCCACGGCUACGCCAUGAUCCACCAGGUCCUCAUCAAGUCCAAGUGCAUCGUGGGAUAUCACAUGCUGAAGACCCUGCUGGAUGGCUGCUGCAGCGGGCAGAUCCUCACCCUGGGCGAGGACGGCCAGUUCCACCUGGACGCUGAGUCCUCCGCCGUGGUGCAGGACCUGAGGCUGAUGUCAGAGAUUCUGCUGGACUGGAAGGUCUGGGCCAAGGCUCAGAGUGGAGUUUGGGAGACCCUGCUGGCGGCUCUGGAGGUUCUGAUCCGGGUGCAUCACCCCCAUCAGAUGUUCAACAUCCAGCAGCUGCUCAAGGCCCAGGUGGUCCACCGCUUCCUGCUCACCUGCCAAGUGCUGCAGGAGCAGCGGGACGAGCACCUGUUUUCCAUCCCGCAGGAGGUCUGCCUCUCCUUCGUCAAGAUCAUCCAGGAGGUCCUGGGCUCCCCUCCGGACCUGGACCUCCUCCGGCUCGUCUACAGCUUCCUGCUGGCCGUGCACCCGCCCACCAACACCUAUGUGUGCCACACGCCCAGCAGCUUCUACUUCUCCCUGCACAUCGAUGGAAAGCUGUACCAGGAGAAGGUGCAGUCCCUCAUGUUCCUGAGGCACUCCAGCAGCGGGGGGAGGUCCGCGUGCAGCUCCGUGGUCUCGCUCUCGCCAACAGGCUUCGUGGAGGGGCACACCGAAGGUACCCCCCCGCUGCAGACCCCCCAGCCGGACGCAGGAGGUGUGUCCCUGCGGCCCCCGAGUUUGACCCCGUCGCCCUGCUGUUCCCCCCCGCCGCCCUCCCGCCUGACUCGCGGGGGCUCCGGCGAGGGUGCGGAGAGGGAGGCGGAGCCGGCGGGGCCGCGGCUGCAGGCCCCGGGCGCCGCGGAAACGCUGAGGCCCGGCUGUGAGGACCAGCUCCUGAGCAGCUGCGAGUCGGCCAAGACGCUGUGCGACUCGCCCCCGAGCACGCCCGCCAUCAGCGUGGAGGAGGAGCCCGAGGACGACGAGCGCGCCGACGCCGACGAGGCCCUGCGCCGGCCCGACAGCCUGAAGGGCAUCCAGUCCUUUCAGAGGAGUCACAGUAACCUGGCCAGCCUGGGCCUCGCCUUCCCCGCGCAGAACGGCUCCCUGGCCAUCGGCCGCUGGCCCAGCCUGGCCGACCGCAGCGCCCUGCCCGAGGACUGGGAGAGCCUCACCUACUCGCCCGGGUACGAGAGGGCGCGGAGCAAGGCCGACUCCACCGACAGGUCCAGUGCGGAGGACUGCCUGGUGCUGGUGUGCUGUGGCCUGUACGAGCUGAUGAGGGGGGUGCUGCUCCUCCUGCCCGACCUCCUGCUGGAGGAGGUGAUGGACAAGCUGGUCCAGCCCGAGGCGCUCAUCGUGCUCGUCAACCACUCCUCUCCGCUCAUCCAGCAGGGGGUCAUGAAGCUCCUGGACGCCUACUUCACCCGGGCCUUCAAGGAGCAAAAGGAGAAGUUCCUGAAGAACCACGGCUUCUCCCUGCUGGCAAACCAGCUGUACCUGCACCAGGGCAGCCAGGGCCUGCUGGAGUGCUUCCUGGAGAUGCUGUUCGGCCGGCCCAUGGGCCUAGAGGAGGAUCUGGACGUGGAAGACAUGGAGAGCAUCAGCCCCUUCAGGAAGCGCUGCGUCAUCCCCGUGCUGGGUCUCAUCGAGAACUCCCUGUGCGAGAACGCGCUGGUGCACAACGCCCUGUGCGCGCUGCAGCAGCUGCUCCACGCCUGCCCCAAGCUGGGAGACAUCCUGCUGGACCACGGCCUGCUCUACGUGCUCCUCAACACGCUGGCCACGCUCAACGGCCUGGAGAACGGGAUCCCCCUGGACGACUACAAGCUCCUGCUGUGUGACAUCCAGCAGCUGCUGGUGGCCGUCACCAUCCACUCCUGCAGCUCCUCGGGGUCCCAGUACUUCCGCAUCAUCGAGGACCUCAUCACCCUGCUGGGCUACCUGCAGACCAGCAAGGUCCGCCGCACACAGGAAAUGGCGGUCGCCCUGCAGUUCCGGGUCCUCCAGGCGGCCAUAGAGUUCAUCCGAACAACAGCCAAUCAGGAUCCGCAGAAAACAAGCGGCUCCGUUCACCUGCCGGCCCCUCCCCACUACGCCAUCCACCAGAAGCGCAAGAGCAUCGCUGGUCCACUGGCCGUGAGCGACUUCGCCAUUCCCGCCAUCCCGAGGCAACAUUACCGCUCAUACGCCCUGAUCCCGCUGCCCUCCCCCUUCAGCUUCCUGUCCCAGGACUCGCCCCUCCCCUCCCCCACAGGGACCCCCUCCUUUGUCUUUCCCACAGAUGCAGGCCGGCGCCGGCUCUCCCUGGCGCAGUCGGACUCCCUGCUGUCGCGGAUGCGCUCGGUGGCGAGCGACGAGCUGACGCAGAUGAUGCAGCGCCGGAUGAGCCAGGAGAACCCCAUCCGCGCCAGCGAGACCGAGUUCGUGCAGCGGCUGCAGAGGCUGGUGGUGCUGGCCGUCAACAGGCUCAUCUACCAAGAUGUGAGCCAGGAUCUUUUCGACCUCCUGAAUAUCCCGGAGUCCCCUGGGCACAAGUCGGCCCCCACCAGCCCUAGGGAGCUGGCCACCGAGGAGAACGGCACCCCACCUGCCCCCGCCAACAUUAAGGGCUUCCAGAAGGAGAUCCUCAAGCUCAUGAUGGAGGGCAUCAAGAUUGGUCUGAGCGGGUCAAGCAGGGGCGGUGCCCCCAGGCAGCAGUGGCGGCGGAUCUUGUGGUCGUGCCGGGACACGUUCAGGGCGCAGAUCGGACGCCUGCUGGUGCACUCCUUGAGUCCCGCCCGGCCCCUGGAAGACAGGAGGCAGCUUCUGGAGUUCGUCUAUGAACCCAGCCACCCUGACAUCCUGCGGGAGAGCCUCAACCCAGGCCUGGAGCACGGCCCCAAGUUGGCCCUGUACCUGCACGAGCUGCUCCACUACCACAAAGACAGCCUGACCAAGGAGGAGCAGAUGGCUGGGAGCGUCUUCAUGACCUCGCUGAAGCUGUGCGGCCACCGCUGCACCCCCCUCAACGCCCCGCCGAGGCCCGACCUCGCUAAAGCCGCCAAAGAGGAGCAGCUCAAAUACGAGGCAGAAGAGAGCACGAACAAAGCGUCCUGGGAAAAGAAAAUGGGGAACACCCAGAAGAGCCUGCUGCAGCGGCUGGAGGGGAAAUCGAAGGACAUCUCGAAGAUCGCGGCGGAUGUGACUCAGAACGUGUCGCUGCGGCAGGGCAUGGAGCGGAAGAAGGUGAUCCAGCACAUCCGCGCCAUGUACAAGGUGGACCUGAGCGCCAGCCGCCACUGGCUGGAGCUGGUGCAGCAGCUCACGCACGACCGGGCGGUUUGGUAUGACCACACCUCGUACCCCACAUCCUGGCAGCUGGACCCCACCGAGGGGCCCAACCGGGAGCGCCGGCGCCUACAGCGCUGCUACCUCACCAUCCCCAACAAGUACCUGCUCAGGGACCGGCGGAAACCAGACGAGCCGGUUAAGCCGCCGCUGUCCUUCCUCUUUGAGGACAAGACGCAUUCCUCCUUCUCCUCCACUGUGAAAGACAAGGCGACCAGUGAACCCAUCAGGUUCACCCGGAGGUGUAUCAGCGUGGCCCCCUCCAGAGAGACUGCGGGAGAGCUGCUGUUGGGGAAGUCAGGGAUGUAUUUCGUCGAAGAUAAUGCAUCUGAUGCCAACGACAGUCAGAGCCCUCACGGGGAGACGGAGCCAGCCUCAUUCUCCUGGACCUACGAGGAGAUCAAGGAGGUCCACAAGCGCUGGUGGCAGCUGAGGGACAACGCCAUGGAGAUUUUCCUCACCAACGGGAGGACGCUGCUGCUAGCCUUCGACAACACUAAGUUCCGUGACGACGUCUACCACAACGUCCUGACCUCCGACCUGCCCAACCUGCUGGAGUACGGGAACAUCACGGCGCUGACGCACCUGUGGGGCUCUGGCCAGAUCUCCAACUUCGAGUACCUCACCCACCUCAACAAGCACGCCGGGCGCUCCUUCAACGACCUCAUGCAGUACCCCGUCUUCCCCUUCAUCCUGAGCGACUACACCAGCGAGACGCUGGACCUGAACGACGCCUCCAUCUACAGGAACCUCAGCAAACCCAUAGCGGUCCAGUCCAAGGAGAAGGAAGACCGCUAUGUGGACAACUAUAAGUACCUGGAGGAGGAGUUCCGGAAGGGGGUGCGCGAGGACGACCCCAUGCCCCCCGUCCAGCCCUACCACUACGGCUCCCACUACUCCAACAGCGGCACCGUGCUGCACUUCCUGGUCCGGAUGCCCCCCUUCACCAAGAUGUUCCUGGCCUACCAAGACCAGAGCUUUGAUAUCCCGGACCGGACGUUCCACUCCAUGAACACCACGUGGCGGCUCUCCUCCUACGAGUCCAUGACGGACGUCAAAGAGCUCAUCCCAGAGUUCUUCUACCUGCCAGAGUUCCUAGUUAACAGAGAAGGCUUUGACUUCGGAGUGCGUCAGAACAGCGAGCGGGUCAACCACGUCAACCUGCCGCCCUGGGCCCGCAACGACCCCCGCCUCUUCAUCCUGAUCCACCGGCAGGCGCUGGAGUCCGACCAGGUGUCGCAGACGCUGUGCCAGUGGAUCGACUUGGUCUUCGGCCUUAAGCAGAAGGGCAGAGCUGCCGUGCAGGCCAUCAACGUCUUCCACCCGGCGACGUACUUCGGCGUGGACGUGUCGGCAGUGGAGGACCCGGUGCAGCGCCGCGCCCUGGAGACCAUGAUCAAGACGUACGGGCAGACGCCCCGCCAGCUCUUCAGCGUGUCCCACAUCGGCCGGCCCGGCCCGAGGCUGCUCAUGGAGGGGGAGCUGCCGGCCGCCAUGGGCCUGCUGGUGCAUCUGGCCUUCCGCGAGACCCGCGAGCACGCCAAGGAGGUGGUGUACCCGAGCCCCCUGCCUUGGAUCAAGGGUCUGAAGUGGGGCGAGUAUGUGGGGUCCCCCAGCGCCCCCGACCCGGUGGUGUGCUUCAGCCAGCCCCACGGAGAGCGUUUCGGCUCCCUGCUGGCCCUGCCCACCCGCGCCGUCUGCGGCCUCUCCCGCAACUUCUGCCUCAUGAUGAUCUACAGCAAGGAGCAGGGGGUGAGGAGUAUGCACAGCACAGACAUCCAGUGGUCGGCCAUCUUGAGCUGGGGCUACGCUGACAACAUGCUGCGGCUCAAAAGCAAGCAGAGUGAACCUCCCAUCAAUUUCAUCCAGUGCUCUCAGCUUCACCAGGUGACCAGUUGUGCCUGGGUGCCUGACAGCUGCCAGCUGUUCACUGGCAGUAAGUGUGGAGUCAUCACAGCCUACAGCAACCGCUUCACCAGCAGUACACCGUCUGAGAUGGAAGUGGAGUCGCAGGUGCACCUGUACGGCCACACAGCGGAGGUGACAAGCCUGUUCGUCUGCAAACCUUACAGCAUUCUCAUCAGCGUCAGCAAGGACGGCACCUGCAUCCUUUGGGACCUCAACAGGUUAUGUUAUGUGCAGAGCCUCACCGGGCACAAGAAUCCUGUCACCUCAGUUUCCGCCAGCGAGAUGACGGGGGACAUCGCCACAGUGUGCGACUCUGUGGGUGGAGGCAGUGACCUGCGGCUGUGGACAGUCAACGGAGACCUGAUUGGUCACGUCCACUGCAGGGAGAUCAUCUGCUCGGUGGCGUUCUCCAAUCAGCCGGAAGGGGUGUCGGUCAACGUCAUCGCCGGGGGUCUGGAGAAUGGUGUGGUUAGGCUGUGGAGCACAUGGGACCUGAAGCCUGUCAGAGAGAUCACCUUCCCCAAAUCCAACAAGCCCAUCAUCAGUCUGACCUACUCGUGUGACGGGCACCACCUGUACACGGCCAACAGCGACGGCACGGUCAUCGCCUGGUGCCGCCGCGACCAGCAGCGGAUGAAGUUGCCCAUGUUCUACUCUUUCCUCAGCACCUACGCCGCUGGGUGACGGCCCUCUCUCCCGGCCCUCGCGGGCUCCCCGCGGGGCCGGCCGUCUGCACGAGCGCCGA
Molecule: messenger RNA, 11853 nt
Organism: Megalops cyprinoides (Indo-Pacific tarpon)
Lineage: Eukaryota; Metazoa; Chordata; Actinopteri; Elopiformes; Megalopidae
Product: lysosomal-trafficking regulator-like
Biological process (GO): intracellular protein localization
Cellular component (GO): membrane; cytosol
Molecular function (GO): protein kinase binding
Source: RefSeq, a predicted model, not a curated record